AAAGGAGAUAAAAGAAAAAAAAAACACCCACAAUAUGUUUUCCCUACAAAAAUAUUAUUAAAUUAAUGGUAUCUAAUUGCUUGAAAAUAAUUAAACCAACUUUGGUUCAUGAUAAAAGUAUUUGUAUUUCCUUUUUUAGAAAUACAAUCAGCUAUCUCCCCUCGAAUAGGGAGCUUUAUUACAAGUGUGAAUUUUCACGCAGUCAAAAAACUGACCUAGCCUAGAUUUACAUCACACUUUGUCUGCACACAUAUGGAGAAAAAUAUUUUAAUUUAUAAAAAAAAAUUAUAAACUUCCUUAAGAGGAAUUACCAAAUGGUCACUGGAUCCUAUCUUUAUAAAAUUUCGCUUGUAUUAUGAUGAUUAAUCAUAUUCAUAGCAUGGGGCCAAUAUUUAAUUCAAAAAGGAAAAAGACCCCGCAAUAAAUACAUCAGUUUAAAAAACAAAAGAAUAAUAAUAAAUAAAUAUAAAAUAAAAAAGUAUAUGUUUUUGUAUAAUGAAAAAUUCUUUCAUAGGUUUUCAAAUUUUGAUGCUGUGUUAUUGAAAAAGAAAAAGAAUAAAAAGCAUAUUGUUUCCCAUUUCUCUUGCGGCUACAAAAGAUCAAUCCAGCUAACUUUUAAAUUUUAUUGUUACCAAAAUUGGCUAAAGAACACUUCCACCUGCUCUUAAUGUUUUUUAGGGUUCAGGAAAAUUAAUUCGAAUUAUAAGAAAUUUCAUAAGAAAUGCAAUGCAGAGGUUUUUUAUGUGCUUUUUAUACAGAUAUGUUCAAUAUGGAUUUUCUAUCCUUGUUGUGACAUUGAGUUAAUAGAAUUGGGAUUGAAGAAGAGACAAAAUUAAAACGGCGAGUUUAUUGUUAAGGAAAGAACUUGGCUUUUCCAUACUUUGAACAAAAUCUAUUUAGUAAAUAUUAAUUUUUAACAAGCUCCAGAAAAAAAAGGAAAACAAAUAAUUUCUUAUUUUGAUAUGGUUUGCUGAAAUCGAACUUUAAGCUGUGAUGAUUGAAACUCCGUGCUCCCAUAUAUGGGCACCAACAUGGCUAUCAUUAUCUACAGCGGUGCUUUCAGCAAUACUGCUAAUCUUCACCGUAGUUGGUAACUUAUUAGUUUGUUUCGCUGUUUAUAAAGAUCCUCACAAGAGACUACGAACGCCAUUUAUGUUUAUCUUGGUCAACUUAGCUGUAACAGACUUGGUUGUUGGUGUAAUUACGCUCCCUUUAAUUGUCGCCACGCAUUCACUGGAAGCGUUAGGAACUAAGAAAAACGAGCAUGUCAUAAUUACUCGGAUGACUUAUUUUAUAUCCUGCACUGCGAGCAUACUAAAUUUAACAGCCUUUUGCGUGGAUCGGUAUAUAGCAAUUAACUGGCCAAUAAAAUAUCGACGCCUUUUGAAUACAAGAGUGUGUCUAAUGAUAUUCGUCGCGAUAUGGGUCACUGCUAUUAUCAUCUCCUGUUUGUAUCUUGUCGCAGGUUUUAUCAACUUCCUGUUUAUUUUUGCUCAAGUUUCCUUCUUUUUUGCCAUUGUUAUAUGCGGAGUUACGUUUCGGUUAUUACGGAAAUUAGUUAUUUAUUCAAGGGAACGCAAGACCAUCACCAAUAGAAGCAAAUCAACACGUAAGGCCGAUAAGAAAGUCACUAAGUUGUUUUUAGUAAUGCUGUUCAUGUUUUUUAUAUGCUACACGCCUGCUAUUAUCAUGAUGUAUACGCUUAAGUUUUGCCCAAAAUGUCAUUGCACGUUCCGACACGUUUUGCGUGACCUGCAGUUUCUUUUUAUCGUAUCAAACAGUGCUGUGAAUCCGUUCGUGUGCACGAUCCGAUUAAAACCGUUUCGCCAAGCCCUGACAACAAUUUUUUCAAAAGUAAAGAAAAAAGAUAUACCUGGUGUUUUACCAGCCAUAUCUCUACGACCGCUACAAAAACAAGGAACUGCGCAGUUUUCAGUGGUUAUGCCAAAGCAUGAAGACAUUGAACCUAUUCUAUCGAAACAAAACGAAGAGGAGGAGGACAAUCAUUGCAAUGGUAAAAAUGGGCUCACCAACGGAGUCAACAAUGAUUAAAAAAAUAUGAUGGAAUCGUAACCGUGUUUUACAUUCGAAAAUAAAAUUGAGAUUUUUACGACAACAGAUGUUAAAAAAACUAUAAGUUAAACAAAAAAAGAAAUAUAGUAUAACAUUUUGAACAAAGUAUUUAUUUCGAUAACGUCUAACUUAAGCACAGACUUGUAUUUUUAGCAAUAUUACGUGACUUCAAAGCUUUGGAAGCUUGGCAGUCAAAUAUACACAGACCCUUUUUA
Hydractinia symbiolongicarpus is the source of this 2288-nucleotide messenger RNA. RefSeq names its product melanocyte-stimulating hormone receptor-like. Gene Ontology annotation, molecular function: G protein-coupled receptor activity. Gene Ontology annotation, biological process: G protein-coupled receptor signaling pathway. The record is from RefSeq and is a predicted model, not a curated record. Gene Ontology annotation, cellular component: membrane. NCBI's taxonomy places the organism in Eukaryota, Metazoa, Cnidaria, Hydrozoa, Anthoathecata, Hydractiniidae. Bases 994 to 2052 code for a protein of 352 amino acids. The transcript is spliced from 2 exons.